CGGGCUCAGCGUGGUUUACUCCCUGAGCCCUUGGAGGCGGACGCCGGAUUUAGGACGCUGCCGGGCAGGGUCCGCAGCCAUGUUCCAGCAGGAGGGAACCUGGGAUGUGUCUUUUGCAGGUUCGGGCUUCGUGGGGCUCUACCACGUGGGCGUGCUGGCCUGCCUCAAGGAGCGCGCCCCGCAGCUGCUGCGUGGAGCCCGCCGCUUCUACGGCUCCUCUUCAGGCUCGCUGUGCUGCCUCGCCAUCAUCACCGACAAGUCCAUGGAUUUCUGCUGUUCCAACCUCCUGGACAUAGUCAAGGAAAUCCGGGAGAAAAGCAUCGGCAUCUUCCACCCCUCCUAUGACUGCAUCAGCUUUGUGAAGCGGCGCCUCGAGAAGCACCUCCCUGACAAUGUCCAUGAGUUAGCCUCCCAGAAGGUCGGCGUCUCCCUCACCCGGUGGCCAGAUGGGAAGAAUGUGAUUAUCACCCACUUUGCCACCAGAGAUGAGCUCAUCCAGGCAGUCCUCUGUAGCAUAUAUUUCCCCUUCUACUGCGGCGUCAUCCCACCCCAGUUUCGGGGAGAGCGCUACGUGGACGGAGCUCUGAGCAACAACGUGCCCUUCACUGACUCCAAUGCCACCAUCACCAUCUCCCCCUUCUACGGCUCUGUGGACAUCUGCCCCCAGAGCACCUCGGGCAGCUUGCAUGAGCUGAACCUCUGCAACGCCAGCUUCCAGAUAUGUGUCAGGAACUUCCACAUGGGGUUAAUGUCUCUCUUCCCCCCCGAGCCUGAGGAGGUGGCAGAUUUCUGCAGACAAGGCUACCUGGAUGCUCUGAGGUUCUUGGAGAGUCGAGGUAUUACGAAGGAGGGAGUCAUCACAAGCUUAUGUAAUGGGAUGGCCUCAUCGUCUAGCUCUGUAAUUUGGCCAGCCAGUAGUAACCAAGGAAGAAAUGGUGGUAGUGAGAAAGAAGGAAAAUCUGGAGAACUAUUUUUCAACUGGAAAGUGCCCAAUGUGUUGGUCAGAGACAUAGCACAGUUUGAGCUUCUGUCACCAGAUCUUGAAGCAGCCUUGAAGAAGUCAUGUGAAAGACCCAAUGGAUUCUUUGCCCGAUUUUCCCGAUCGAUACCUGGCCAAGUACUGACCUAUACACUCCUGCCCUUCACACUACCUUUGGAAUAUGUGUACUUUAAAACUAAGAGGAUAAUUAACUGGAUUCCAGAGGCCCCAGAAGAUAUCCGGUGGAUGCAUUGUGAACUCAAGAAAUUUGGGGGGUUUGUUUUCUCUGAAGUGAAAGACAGAUUGCAGGGGUCAGCUUGGUUGCAGAAUUUCUCUUCCCCUGGUUCCUCCAAUGCGAUGCAGUCUCUCCCUCCCCAGUCAGACUUGUGUAAAUAUGAUCACUCCAAGAUGCACAUUUCCUUGGCAGAGAUUGUUUUGCCACCCCAACCACUGAGGGCAUGAGCUGGCUGAUAAGAUAGUUCCUGAAUGGAAAAUGGUGGCAGGAUCUUUGGAAUUACUGUCCUUCCUUCUUUCUCAGUUCCUCCAGCCAUGGCCAGAGGACAGCCAGAGUUGGGAGUGCCUGUCAGGCCUGGCUCCCGGGGAUGCAGGCUGGAUGGACGGUGGGCACAGUUCUCUAAUGUAAGGUGUUCUGGAGCAUACCUUCUGUUCAUUGGGUUUUCUAGGCCUAGGUCUGCCCUCAUUAGGGUUUCAUAGUACUUGGAGGCUGAAAUGGACCUGAUCUGAUGCUUGGAACAUAAGAAGUGUUAAAUAAACACAUAGGUUGGUUAAUGAAUGAAUCUUGUUCUAGUCCCUGAUCCUUCCCUGCUCAUGUCACUCCUCUGCUCACAUUUCCAGAUAGUCUUGACCUACACAAUAAAUUUCAACCCCCUUUGCCUGGCACUCAAAACCCUCUCCUACCUGAUUGAAUAGGAGCUGUCCAGCCUUAUCUUAUGUGAUGCACUCUAGCCAGGUCCUACACAGUUUAGGAAAAACAGAGAUUUUCAAUUUCCCCAGAUAUGUCCUAUGCUUUUCCAACUUACCUGCCUUUAUUAACCCUGUUUCUUAUGCAUGGCAUGCCAGCCCCCAAAUUCUGUUGUUUAAAAACCCAACUCAGAUGUUGUCUCCAUGAUUCCCCCCAGUUAGGGAAAUUACCCCCCUCAACAGAAUGCUUUCUUUGAACCCCCUUUAUAAGAAAAGUCUACAUAGGCACUGCAGCCUUCCUUGAAGAGUACAUUAGGUGGGAGAAGGCAGGCUUUCCACAAACUGCUCUUUUUGAGGCAAUUGGGGUUAAGUGAU
This is a messenger RNA of Sarcophilus harrisii (Tasmanian devil), 2275 nucleotides long. RefSeq names its product patatin like phospholipase domain containing 5 (gene PNPLA5). The transcript is spliced from 9 exons. Gene Ontology annotation, cellular component: membrane; lipid droplet; cytoplasm. Bases 80 to 1441 code for a protein of 453 amino acids. Gene Ontology annotation, molecular function: triacylglycerol lipase activity. Lineage: Eukaryota; Metazoa; Chordata; Mammalia; Dasyuromorphia; Dasyuridae. The record is from RefSeq and is a predicted model, not a curated record. Gene Ontology annotation, biological process: lipid homeostasis; triglyceride catabolic process.